Molecule: messenger RNA, 1053 nt
Organism: Aspergillus chevalieri
Lineage: Eukaryota; Fungi; Ascomycota; Eurotiomycetes; Eurotiales; Aspergillaceae
Exons: 2
Coding region: 1-1053 (350 amino acids)
Source: RefSeq, a predicted model, not a curated record
AUGACCUUUACUCAGUUCCCACAUUCUCUUGCUUUUCUCAAGAACAAAAAGUCCUCAAUCUCCGAGAAGACCUUUUUUCCUCCUCCCUCGACUCCCGCCAGCCGAGGACUAAUGACGCCUGGCUCCAUGACUCCCGGUACCAUGACUCCCGGUACCAUGACUCCCGGUACCAUGACUCCAGGUACCAUGACUCCCGGAUCCAGCGACAUGGGAAAGCAGAUUCAGACAACCCUUCCUUACCCUGUAGCGAACAGCAACAACGUCUCAAUUACCGAUGCCAUAGGAAAAGAACGCCAACCUCGACCAGGGCUUGGGGGAUAUCUGCUUAGUGAGAUUGACACGAGCUGGACGGAUAUUACGCUGAUUAUCUGUGGUUUCAUUAGUGGUCUGGUGGAUGGCCUUUCGUUCAACUACUGGAAGAGUUUCUCGGACAUGCAAACAGGAAAUCUCAUCUGGGCCGCCCUCGCAGUAGGCGGCAAACCCAAUGAUCCUGAAGGCCUCUGGAUCAAAGCCCUCAUUGCCGUCGCUGCCUUCCUCGUCGGCUCCGUAUGCUUCAUCCAAGGCUCCCGCAUCCUCGGCCCUCGCCGCCGCAUCAACUUGAUCUUCGCCUUCCUCCUCCAAACAUUACUCCUCAUGGGCGCAGCCAUCAUGGCCGAGCGUCAUGCCAUCAGCAGCAUCCCCAAUCAGAACCCGACCAUCUGGCUGCAAAACGUCGCCAUCGCCUUCCUGGCCUUCCAAGCAGCCGGCCAGAUCCUCGCCUCCAAAUGGCUGGGCUACCCGGAGAUCCCGACCGUCGCGUUGACGGCGCUGAUGUGUGACCUGCUGCUCGAUGAUAAACUGUUCCAGUGGCCGUUGGGCGCCAAUCCGAAGCGUAACCGCAAGUUCGGGUUCAUUAUUGUAUUGACGGUUGGGUCGAUGACUGCUGGUGGGAUUGCAAAAGAGCGUGGCUUGGCUUGUGGGUUGUGGUUGGCAAUGGCUAUGAAGGGGGCACUCACGGUGGCAUUCUUUUUCUGGAAGGAGAAGCCGCCUGUGAAGGAGGCAGGUUUGGCAUAA